This is a messenger RNA of Balaenoptera musculus (blue whale), 2228 nucleotides long. RefSeq names its product distal membrane arm assembly complex 2 like (gene DMAC2L). Lineage: Eukaryota; Metazoa; Chordata; Mammalia; Artiodactyla; Balaenopteridae. The transcript is spliced from 5 exons. The coding region runs from base 115 to 714 and encodes 199 amino acids. The record is from RefSeq and is a predicted model, not a curated record.
GAGAGCAGCCUCCAGUGGCCAAUGGACUCGCGCGGCGGAGGGCGAAGGGCAGGCCGGCGCCGCCGUAGACGCUGGGGACGCUAGCUCACUCUCUCCUUUUGACGCUGUCAAGUGAUGCUGUUUGGAAAAAUUUCCCGGCAGUUCUGUGGCUUAAAGAAACUCCCAAGGUCACGUGACUCCCGAUACUUCUGGGGCUGGUUGAAUGCAGUGUUUAAUAAAGUGGACCAUGAACGCAUCCGGGAUGUUGGCCCUGACAGGGCGGCGUCCGAGUGGCUGCUGCGCUGUGGGGCUGUGGUGCGCUACCACGGCCAGGAGAGGUGGCAGAAGGAUUACAACCACCUCCCAACAGGCCCCCUGGACAAAUACAAGAUCCAGGCAAUUGAUGCCACUGAUUCUUGUAUCAUGAGCAUUGGAUUUGAUCACAUGGAAGGCCUACAGCAUGUUGAAAAAAUAAGGCUAUGCAAGUGUCACUAUAUUGAGGAUGACUGUUUGAAGAGACUUAGUCAACUUGAAAAUUUACAAAAAAGCAUGUUGGAAAUGGAAAUAAUUUCAUGUGGGAAUAUCACAGACAAAGGUAUCAUUGCUUUGCAUCAUUUAAGAAACCUCAAGUAUUUGUUUUUAAGUGAUCUUCCUGGCGUAAAAGAAAAAGAAAAAAUUGUCCAAGCCUUUAAAACAUCACUGCCUUCUCUGGAACUAAAAUUAGACUUGAAGUAAAAUAAUAAUAUUCAGUAAGUGCUUAUUUCAAUAUAAAGUAUCAUGUGCAAUUGUUGAUCCUAAACAGCAACAAAUAUUACAUAAUCAUCAACAGAACUAUAAGAAUGUUAUACUACAACAUUCUAGCAGAGUCCAUCAUGUAGAAAAUAAACAUUCAGAUGUGAUUCACUAAAGUUACUAAGUUAGAAGUGAGAAUUUAGGUACAUUAAACCAUUUUAAGAAAAAUGCAAACCAGGUACCAUUUUAAUUCUUAUAUAUUCCUUAUUUUAUAUCAAUCCUAUAUAAAUAUCUGUUGAUGUAGAUACUUAAGAGUUCUUUAAAAUGAUUUAAAUGUACAACAGAUAUUCUUUAUUUUUUAACAGUAAUUUGUUGCAUUUUACUUUAAAGUUAUUGAAGCAUGUUACUAUAAAUAUACAAUUAUGAAAAACUGAAAGCUGAAUUUCAUAUUCAUUGAUGGAGUCAAUUAUGCAAAGUAGUCAGUGGUUGCUGGGGCAUUCAUAUUGCUUCCCAGGAUUUGCAUGCAUUUGUCAUGAUCCUGCAUUCCUGUGCUCUUUAUACCAUACAUCCUUUCUCUGAAUGAACAGUUUCUGGCUAAUUUGUCUAUUUUGUAGGCUUAGUCUAGUGUCUUAUUAAAACUAGACAUAAAUACCUGGCUGGAUUUAAAUAGCUUUGCUGAUUGCAAUAGAACAGAGGAAACAAUGAUGAAGGCCAGCAGAGCUAUACUUACUUUUUGCUUAAAUUAAAAAACUGCUUCAAACAGAAAAAUUUAACAUGUCAAUUAGAAACUAAUUUGUAUUCCCUCAUAUAUGUUGGAUAGUACUUCCCAUGAGCUCAAGGGACAUCAUAAGAAGUAUAAGCACAAAUUCACUUUACAUCUAGAAAGCAGUGAUAAAGAAUAUCAUAAAUAGGUAUAAACAGAUUUUUAUUUUUACCUGCUUCAAAUGGUCCUGAUUCUAUUAUUGUUAGUUAUAUGCCAACUUGUUUGUGGAUUUCUGUAUGUUUGGUUUGAGUAUUAAUCUGUUGAAUAUAACCUUGACUGGAGAUAAUUUUAAAAUAAACACUUUCUGUGAUGCAGCAUUAAAGCAGAAAAAUGAAUUUUAGUUGUGUUAGGAACCAGUUUAUGUAAAUAGCACAUACCAUAAAUGAUAUACUGUUUACUAAUAUAAUUGCCACUGCCAUUUUAAAAAUCAGAAAAUAGUAAAUAAAAAAAUGAUAAGGAUGUAGAACAGUCUCAUGUGAAACAGUGGCGAUUCCAUGCUGAAGAAAAGAUCACAGAUAUGGUUAAAUUAAGUAUAAGCAUAUAUUUAAUAGAACUCAUUAGAAAUAAAUGACCACUUCUAUCUCAGGCUUGUGAUUACUAUGUGAUGAAGCAACUGAUUGACCACAGGUUAGUCUGGAGCUACUUUUCUACUCUGAAUGGUAUUCCUUAAAACUACUGGAUAAAUUAGGCUGUUACAGUCAUCUGCCUCGUCAGGUACACUGUUGGGGGUAAGGAAAAAAAGAAAAACACAAAA